CAGCUGAAACUGGAACUCCGUUCCUUGAAUCACUGCCGCCAGCGACAAUGGAUACAAAGUACCAAGAAAUAUUCCUAAAAAUGUUCAAUCGAUCUCCAAUUAUUCAUGCUGAUAAAGUUAAAGCUCCGACUCUACUUCUUUUGGGAUCAAAGGAUCAUCGAGUGCCAUACUAUCAGGGAAAACUUUGGUAUACUCGUCUUCAAGCCAACAAAGUAAAAUCCAAGAUGCUCGUUUAUGAGGACAAUCACUCUCUAAUGACUGAUCCAGUGGAAAUGGACCACAUUAUCAACGGAGCACUCUGGUUUAUAGAAAACAAUUCUCCUCUAAUUCACGCAGAAUCGGAAGAAGCUGCUGUGACUCCUCCCGAAGGAGAGCAGCAGGAAGGACAGGUCGAGGAAAAUCCAUUAGAGAAAGUUGAAAAGAAGGAAGAAAAGGUAGAGAAGAAAGAGGAGAAAAAGGAAGUAAAGGUAGAGAAGAAAGAGGAGAAAAAGGAAGAAAAAAAGGAGGAAAAAAAGCCCGAAAAAGUACAGAAGAAAUUGGCAAAAAAAUAGACAAAUUCAUUUUAUUUUAUCAUAAUUUCAUGCGUACAUUAAAAUACAUACGAUGGACUAUUUUUAUCGUCAACAUCCUUUAUACGGAAUAUACACACUUUUCCUUUAAGUGAGGAAAGGAUGUAAAAACU
Messenger RNA from Belonocnema kinseyi, 682 nucleotides. RefSeq names its product phosphatidylinositol transfer protein 3-like. The transcript has 2 exons. Gene Ontology annotation, biological process: proteolysis. Lineage: Eukaryota; Metazoa; Arthropoda; Insecta; Hymenoptera; Cynipidae. Gene Ontology annotation, molecular function: serine-type endopeptidase activity. Bases 48 to 551 code for a protein of 167 amino acids. The record is from RefSeq and is a predicted model, not a curated record.